GUUCUCAAUUUAUAACACCUCCUUCACUUUCCAGAACAUCCUUGCCUUCACAAAACCUCAUUCCCUUCACAAAGAAAACGUAGUCACAAUGCAGCUCAACUCCGUCCAGACAGCUGCUGUUCUCGCAUUCUGCGGAAUUGCUACCGCACAAAAUACCCAGAACGGCCAAGUCAAUGGUCAAGUCAGUGGACAAGGUAACAUUGUAGCUCAAGGUGCUGCAGGAGCUAACGGCAACGGUGCCGGUGCUGCUGCAGGCGCUGGUAGUAACAUCGCAAUCCUUCAAGGCAACACCAACAACGGAGGUAAUGUGCUCGUCAACCAAGGCAAUGCCUCAUACAUUACCCAAGUCGUCAAUGCCUACGCCACCUAUUUGACAGCACCAACCACCAUCACUCAACAGAACACCGUCGUUACUGUAACAAAGCCAGGAUGGGUCACCAUCACUGCUUGCCCAACUGGCUGCACCAUUAUCAACAAGAUCGACACACCACCUACUGUCACCGCAGUUGGACCAGUCAUCACUAAAACAACAGGCCCCGCUUCCUCGCUUGUCGCAACCACACCUCUCAAGAACGCAACAGUUCCUGCUGUUGCAACCACACCUCUCAGAAACACAACAGUUCCUGCCUCCUCAACUCUCAAAACCACAACAGUCCCUGUUUCCUCAACUGUCAGGCCUACUACUGCCAGAAUCACAACAGGCCCUGCUUCCUCUGUAGUUCCAGUCACCUCUGUCGGCAUCCCUGUCUUCAGAAACGGAACUGCCACUGUCGCUACUGUCCCAGCUGUUGUUCUCACCUCAGCUCGUGUCUCCAAUGGAACCGUCAUUGCUACGGCUGGUUCCCCUGGUCAGACUAGUCAACCAGGUCAAGGUGGCCAAGCUGGUCAAGCAGGCCAAGCUGGUCAAGCUGGUCAAGCAGGUCAAGCAGGUCAAGCAGGUCAAGCAGGUCAAGCAGGUCAAUCUGGCCAAUCUGGUCAAGCAGGUCAAGCAGGUCAAGCAGGUCAAGCUGGUCAAGCAGGUCAAGCAGGUCAAUCUGGCCAAUCUGGUCAAGCAGGUCAAGCAGGUCAAGCUGGUCAAGGUGGUCAAGCAGGCCAAGCUGGUCAAAGUGGCCAAUCUGGUCAAUCUGGUCAAGCAGGUCAAUCUGGCCAAUCUGGUCAAGCAGGUCAAGCUGGUCAAGCUGGUCAAGCAGGUCAAGCUGGUCAAGCAGGUCAAGCAGGUCAAUCUGGUCAAGCAGGCCAAGCAGGUCAAGCUGGUCAAGCUGGUCAAACUGGCCAAGCAGAUCAAGCAGAUCAAGCAGGUCAAGCCGGAGCUGGUCAAACCGGAGCUGGUCAAACUGGCUCCGCUGGAUCAGCUACAACCUCAUCUACUGGCUCCACCCCCAGCGGUCCAGUCACGUUCCAAGGUGCUGCUCCUGCCAACGGUGUCAGCGCUGCUGCAGCUCUCGCUGCCGUCGCUGCCAUCGCCAUGGCUUUGUAAGCACUAUCUUUCUGACCUCCUCGCAGCAGUGUUUACAUCGUGCGAGAGCUGUCUCUGAUCAUCAUGAUCAAGACAGGGGUAAGGAGUUUCGGGGUUUGAAAUUUUAAAUGGGGUUUUGGAAAAGGGAUGUAGGAUACAUUAGUUAAUAUUGUAAUCUAAUCAUGGGGGUUUAUCUAUUGGCGUUCCGUAGAUCAUGCUGUUGCUCGCAUGUAAUAAUAGCGACAUGGCA
Botrytis cinerea B05.10 is the source of this 1706-nucleotide messenger RNA. RefSeq lists its product as hypothetical. Bases 89 to 1477 code for a protein of 462 amino acids. NCBI's taxonomy places the organism in Eukaryota, Fungi, Ascomycota, Leotiomycetes, Helotiales, Sclerotiniaceae. The transcript has 2 exons. The record is from RefSeq and is a predicted model, not a curated record.